AGACAAAUGCAGCACGGCAGCCCUACCAUGUUUGAGGUGCCCGUGCGCCGCAGCUCGUACGCGCGACUGCUGCAGUGGGUCGGCCUCGGCUACGUUCUCGUCUCGACGGGCUGGAGUCUCUACUGCCUCGUGCUCUUUACGCCGUAUGUCGCCAACGACUACUUUUGGACGGGCUUUGCGACCGAGGGUACGUCCCGUGUGCUUCUUGCGCUUCUCAACACGCAGCUCAACACGCGUGUUGGUCGAUCGCUCGACCUCCUCUCGCUCUCGCUGCCGACAGACUUUUCAGACACGGUGCCCAGCAGCUACGGACGCCGCCUCUUGUACGACGACUUGACGAAGCCGGUCGCUGCUGUGCGCAGUCUUCGUGCGCUCGACGUGGCCUUGAUCAAGUACCUCGCGGCCAAGUACUGCUGGGUCGACUUUGGUCGUGCUUGGGAGCUGGGGACCUCGGAGCGCACGAUGGCCCGCUGCAUCGAGCGCGAUAUCCAGAACGGCGCCGUGUACAUGGAGACAAUCUUCCGCAAUGUUCCCUUUCAAGAGUGGUAUGCCCACGACGCGACCCACCUCGACAAGUACCUCUUCGACCCGAUCCGCCAGAGUUCGCCGGCCGGCAGUGCCUACGUGCGUGGUAUCCAGCACUAUACGUGGCUUCCGGUUGACGACGAAGUUGCGGUCUGGAAGCAGAGCAACAUCGACACGUUUCAGCUUUUGUAUUCGAACCGCGUGCGCAUCGGGGUCCAAGAAUCCAUCGGGAUCGUAAAUGCCCUCGGCAUUGUCCACCCGCUCAUGAUCAAGUCGAUUCCGUCGGUCCAGCGCGGCCUGCCCGACUGGACAACGUCCUUCUUGACCGGCACGCUCCAAUAUGACUUGAUGGGACUCAUGAUGGCGCCGAAUAUGAGUCUCGUGCGCAACACACCAGGCUUCUUUGCCGACACGGACCCGGCCAUGGUCGAGCUCUUCCUCCUCGGCAACAUUAGCCCUGUGAACCGCGUUCUGCAUGCGACGCUCGAUUUCCUCACCAACAUUCGUCUGCGCUACAUCGUGCCACCAACGUCGUUGACAGCGCUUGUGGCUGCAUUCGACACGCACGUUUUGAACACGCUCCGAGACAGCACAACGUUUGCGACUGCCAUGGCCUUGGUCCCUGCGUCCACCGCUGUGCUCCCCGCGCCGGUCGCAUGGACUGGCCACUUGUCGUACGGAGGCAGCCCGCUCUGCGGCUACGGCAACCCACUGCCGCUGAUCCAAGAGUCGUUCGCUUUUGAUGACGCGUGUGUCGUCCAGCUGCCGUUGACGUAUUCGUGGACGCCCUUUAGCGGGCUUUUUGCUGCAUCGCUGACGCCGCUAGCAUCGUCGUCCGCGUUCUGUGCACACCAAGCACCGACGUGCGCCAUCGCUGUCGCCCGCACGCUACACGCUUUGUCGCAGUUCACACCGUCCACCCUUCGCGUACCCGACGACGCCAAGGACUGGGCCGUGUCGAUCGCUCAGUUUCUCGCCCCGAUGACCCACCCCAACAACAUAUCGCUCGCGACACAGCCGCUGUUGGACGAUGACAAUGUGUGGGCGCCCUUUGGGUGGCUCAGCCUCUACGACUGGGCACACGGCAACCGCGAAGUGGUCGCGUUUGAAGGUGACCAUGGCACCCUACGGCUCAUGUCGGCGGCGUAUCCGGCCGUGGUCGCGCCCCGGAGCGCCAUCACGAGUGCGAGCGUCGGCGCGUACCUCUGGUACUCGGCACUCCUCACGUCCGUCGUGCUCGUGCUCGUGGCGAGCAUCAUUCUAGUGCUAUAUACGCUCGGUCGGGCGCAGUGCACGCCCCACUGGUUCCAUUUUCACCGGAUCUCGUCGUCGAUUUACCUCAACUGGGGCCUUCUCUUUGUGCGUGCGCUUCUCGCAGCCGUGUGCUUGUCGAGCGCCCCGGUCGUGCCAUGGACGCAGGGCGCGACGCGCACCCUCGUGCAGGACCACCGGUCGCUGUGGACGAGCAUGUUCCUCGCGGGCGAGACGCUCUGGCUGUUGUUUGUCGCGCAAGAGUGUUUGCACCCGAUCCUGCUCGAGUCCUUACACAAGUGGACCGCCGGUGCAGCGUGGUGCGUCAUCGUGCUCCUCGACGUCGCGUCGCCCGUGUCGAUCGAGGCCAGCAUUGCGCAUGCAUGUACCGCGACCGACAUGGACAUGGCCCUCCACUGCGAGGCUGGGAGCGUCCGUAUUGGCAGCUGUACCCGCGUGCUCAUGAUUCUUGGCGUUCAGCUCGGCAGUGUCCUUGUCGCCACCGUUGGCUCCUUUUUGUGUCGCGAGUCGUUGCAGUCGCACGAGCAACCGCCGCUGCUCUUGCCGCCGAUGGUUCUCAAGCUCUUCCCGACGCACGAAAAGCUCGACGAUGUGACCGCCGCCAUGUGUGGCCUCCUCUGGCUGCCCUGGUGGCAGCAGCUCUUCAGCAUCAAGUUGUGGCUGCUCGUGCCCGCCGGUCGGUGUGCAAGCAUCCAAAAGCUGACGGUGGUGCCGACGACCAACAACGGUUCGCCGAUCCUGUUCAAGCACCAAGCCACGGCGUCGCGCGUGGCCAAAGCCGCGCCCUUCAUCCUGGCCGCGGGCCUUGUGUACAUUGGCUGCACGCUCGUCAGCAACGUCGCAUACCUCUCGAUCGCUGCCGACUACAUGGCCAACGAUUUUUUCUGGGCCAACUUCAACACCUCGGGGGCCUACGCGUUUCUUGCGACGCGUGUCAACGCCGAGCUUCUCGUGGGCCCCUCGUCUCUCCUCGAGCUCGAGAGCACCAAGCACAUUGAUUAUUUUACCGCGUACGACGGGUCCCAGCCGAGCGCGCUCAUGUCGGCGGCCACCGCCACCCGCCGCGCGCUCUUCCACCCAAACGUGAGUACGUUGGAGGCGGCGAUCACAGGGCUACGGGCGAUGCACCCGUGCCAGCUUCCGUGGAUGGCGACGCAGUACUGCUACCUCGACUUGGGCCGCGUCUGGGAGAUGGCGAGCACGGCCAAGCGCCAAGAGCGCUGUCGCCACAUGACCCGCAACGGCGCCGUCUUUCUCGAAACCGCUCUGCGCAAUGUGCAUGACUGGGACGCGUUCGACUCGUGCUGGGGCGACGCAUUUGCUUCUGGUAUCGUCACCGAGGUCGGGCGCAGCAGCUACGGCAAAGCGUGGCUUCAGCAGACCACACGUGUGACCAACGAGGUUGCGGACGAAGUGGCACUCUGGCGCCGCGCCAAUGUCUCGGAGUUUACACUGCAGUGGCAAAACUACAAGACGAUCGGGUUUGACGAUAGCCUUCUCGUUGAGAAUGCGCUCGACCUGCGCUUUCCCUUGCCCCUGGCGCAAGUCGCAGCGUCGUUUCAUCCGACGCGACAAACCUCCAUGGUCAUGUACUGGGGCUUUGCCAGCGAUCUCUGGGCCAUUGGUCGUAGCAACCAGACAGUCAUUGGUGGCUUGAGUCUGCUCCGGUCCAGUCCGCACUUUGCGUUUACCAACAAAAGUCGCCAGGACCUGCUCGUUGACAACUUGACGCUGUCCGCGCCGCUGCAAGGGGGCUAUGUCGCGUUGUCGGCCGCGCUCGGUCCUUUUAACGCUGUCGACAUGCUCUACGUCCUCUGCCCAACGCCAGUGCUCCAGCUGUACCGUGGUCUUCUCACGGCCGUCGCGAUUCUCACGACAGGCGCCAAUGCAUCGAUGCUCCAAGCCAGCUACCUCAGUAUUCCGACGUCGCCGCUCGUCAUUGCAGUGCCGUCGCUUUGGCUCGCGACUCCGAUGACGAUCAUCGCGGUCGGCGGCAAUAUUUUUUGCCCCGUCAACCAAGUCGGCGGUCCAUUCUUUAUGGGCUAUGGCGUCGGGUUUGCCGAUGCGAGCUUUUGCAAUACGUUUGUGACCGACAACAUGGAGCCCUCGAUCAACCACGUGCUUUUUGCGACCCUCGGCUUCAACGCGACCUUGCAUUUAGCUCCGGACGUCGACUGGCGCGCGAUUUGCACGCUCAACACGUACCUCGACAGCGACUGCGUUGCCAAAUAUACCGUCGCCGAGAACUUUCUGCAGCAGCAUGCGGCCGCGUUCACCGACCUCGCGCCACUCGCUAUUAGCGCCUACACGGCGGUCCAAGCACUUGACGUCCAGCUGCUUCAGUACGUCCUCAACAUCACCGGCAUGGACAUGGCGAACCCCAACAUGUCGAGCAUGAACAUGGCGACGCUAUUGCAAAGCGACUUGCUGGCGGUGAACGACCGGCCGUGGAACUACUAUGCGUGGCUUCUUCUCUUUGAGUGGGCGAAUGGCAUGCGCGAGGUCGUCUCGUUUCAGGGCGACAACGGCACGUUGACCACGCUCUCGCAACCGCUGCAGCCGCUUUCGAUGGCGCCGGACCCACGCGUCAUUCGCACGUCGUACGCACCGUUUUUGCAGUCGAUUUUACAGUACAUUUCCGGGGUCCUGAUUGCCAUUGCGGGCCUCAUGCUGCUCUACACACUCCACAUGCGCGGCGUCGUCGAAGGCCUCAACCUCUUUGAGCUUAACCGCAUCGUGGGCAUGGUCUGGGUCGGCCGGAGCUUCCUCAUCGUGCGUAGCGUCACGGCCCUCUGCCUCCUCAACACGGCGACGCUCACGCUCGUGCGACUGGGCGCCGGCACACACUUUGCGUCGCCGCAUCUGCCGUGGUUCAAGGUGUUGCUGGCGUCGGCCGAGAGCACGUGGCUCGUCUAUGUCCUCAACGACGUCUUUAGCUGCGUCACGCAUCAGUACACGCCGUACUAUGCGUUCAAAAGCUCGCUGCUCGCGUGGGGCGUGACCUUCUUCUGGACACUGCUGUCGCCGCUGGCGCAGAGUGCGCAGCUCCAACGCACGUGUGCCUUUGUCGACAUGGAUGCGGCUCUUGUCUGCGUGAGCGGUGUCGUCCAUUUAGGGAGUCUCUCGCGCGUCUUGACGGCAGUGGGGAUUGCGUUUGGCUGCGUCUUUGGCUGCUAUGUGGCCGAGAGACUCGUGCGCCCGUAUUUACCAAAGAACGACGUGCCGACGCUGGCGCUGAAUGCGCAGAGCUUUUACAUUCUCGAGCUGUACAAGUACGAGCACGAGUACUUUUUGGACACAGCGAGCGCCGCCAUGGCUGGGAUUCUCUCGCUUUCCUUUGGCCAAAAUGUGUACAUCCUCGACGUCAAGAUGUGGCGCUUCCUCGUGAUUCCAGCGCCAAAACGCAGCGCCUUUCAUCCGUACCAUCGUUGUUUGCCGCUCAACGCAUUAUAGAAAAAUAGACUAUAUAUUGUAAAUAUAUACGAACGUGGUCCGCG
Molecule: messenger RNA, 5294 nt
Organism: Saprolegnia diclina VS20
Lineage: Eukaryota; Oomycota; Saprolegniomycetes; Saprolegniales; Saprolegniaceae
Exons: 1
Coding region: 7-5250 (1747 amino acids)
Source: RefSeq, a predicted model, not a curated record